Molecule: messenger RNA, 618 nt
Organism: Rotaria sp. Silwood1
Lineage: Eukaryota; Metazoa; Rotifera; Eurotatoria; Philodinida; Philodinidae
Source: the annotation of a GenBank genome assembly
AUGUCGACAUAUAAACUUUAUUAUUUUAAUGGACGUGGUCGUGGUGAAGUUGCUCGUUUAAUAUUUGCUGCUGCUGGUCAAAAAUAUGAAGAUAUUCGUUAUGAACGUGAUGAAUGGGCAACACAUAAAAGUGAAAUGCCUUUAGGUCAAAUACCUGUUCUUGAAUAUAAUGGAACAAAAUUACCACAAUCAUUAUCAAUUGCUCGUUUUCUUGCUAAACAAUUUCAAUUAGCUGGUAGAGAUAAUUUUGAACAAGCUAAAGUCGAUGCUGUGGCUGAUACAAUUGCUGACUUAUUAUCAAAGUAUGUAGCGGUUCGUUUUGAACAAGAUGAAACUAAAAAACAAGAACUUACGAAAAAAUUCACUACGGAAGAAUUACCAAAACACUUACAAAACCUUGAAGUAUUAGGUAAAUUAUAUGGUAAUGGUGGUUCAUUCUUUGUUGCUAAUCAUUUAACAUGGGUAGAUUUAUUUUUUUAUGACGUGGGUCAUAAUAUACUUCAAUUAGAUGCAAAAUCUUUGGAUAAUCAUCCAUUGUUAAAACAAAUUCGUGCUGAAGUCGAAAAACAACCAAGAAUUGCAGAAUAUCUCAAAAAUCGACCAGAAACACCAUUUUAA